Messenger RNA from Candida tropicalis MYA-3404, 549 nucleotides. RefSeq lists its product as uncharacterized. NCBI's taxonomy places the organism in Eukaryota, Fungi, Ascomycota, Pichiomycetes, Serinales, Debaryomycetaceae. The coding region runs from base 1 to 549 and encodes 182 amino acids. The record is from RefSeq and is a predicted model, not a curated record. The transcript has a single exon.
AUGUCUGCCCUUGAUUUGCCUGUUCCAGAAGUUCCAAAAACCCCAGAACUUGUUCCAGUUUUCACUAUCAACCUUAAAUUGGCCAACGACCCAGCUCCAAUUUACCUGUCAGAAAAAACUGACUUAACCUUAAACUUGGCUACUAUCAUUAAUGGUGAUGUUAAAACUGUUCCAAAUAAGUUUGGUCUUGAAUUGGACAUCGAUUCCUUAUAUGGUACCGAUAACUUGAAUGUCAAAAAUUCUGCUAAUACUGCUUACUUGGAUUGUCAAUUGUUUGGUAAGACUCCAAACGGAAGUGGUGUUAGAAUUUACUACCCAGGUAGAGUUCAAUUGACUCAACCAUCUACUGAUGUUUUUGCUAAAAAGAGUCAAGGUGCUACUGUUGAAGAAAGUUAUGUUACUUGUAACCCAACUUUCUUCUUUGACGACAAAGUUGAAGACAAAUUCAGAUGGGUUGAAAAAGAAAACUUGUUUGGUAAGGGUAGAUUUGCUAGAAGCCCAAGCGAUGGUGCUCUCUACGUUCAAUAUUACGUCUACGUAGUUCGUUAA